Molecule: messenger RNA, 1282 nt
Organism: Linum trigynum
Lineage: Eukaryota; Viridiplantae; Streptophyta; Magnoliopsida; Malpighiales; Linaceae
Source: the annotation of a GenBank genome assembly
GUUCAUUGGGCCUAAUUAAUUGUAAUUAUUUACACAAACCCUCUCUCCUAUUGCUUAGUACUAGUAUUAUAGUUCGUCAUUACUACAUCAUUAAAUCCCACCAUUUACCAACAUAAUAUCAUCACCAAAAAGUUAAAAAAGAAUAAGAAGUUACAUUACAUCUCCAAUAAUAACCGAUGCCCUUAUGAGAUGGUUGAAAUCCCGUUUAGUACCAAAUCUUUUGAUCUCCUUUUGUUUAUCUCGCGCGCGACACCAUGAAUCGCUGGAAUUCGCAAUUGACUGUACGUAUGGUAAAAAUACGCACUAAGGCUCAACCAGACGUUGAAACGCGGAUGAAUAUGAUUAUCGUUUUCGUUGACUGCCACACGAGGCUCAACCUCGGCCUGAGCAUCGCGAGCCAACGCCACGAUGAUCGAUAUGAACCGGCCAUGAAGCAGCCGAUUAUUAGGAACCACAACUUUUUCCACGAAUCGUCGAGGAAGAAGAAGACAUCUUCCGUGCCGCCGCGUUUGGACCUCUCCUUCAAGCUUUUUCCUAACGACGAAACCGCCCUUAAUGAUAGAGAAUUAGUGACGAGAUCGUCGUCGUCGUCAAUCGAUACGGAUGAUGAGCAAGACAAAUCCGGAGGGCGUAAAGUGAUGAUGGAUGGGAGAAAGAAGAAGCUGCGGCUGAGCAUGGAGCAAACCAGCUUGCUCGACAACACAUUCAAACUCCAAACCACCCUCAACACGGUAUUCAUUCCUUGAUUUCUCCUCGAUCUGCAUCCAUUCUCUUCCUCUUCUUUUUUUAUAUAGUAAUUUUGAACCAAAUAUCCAGAAUUCCAGAUGAAUAAUAGUGUCCUUCCUGCACUGAUUUAUAGCUUGUCAUUGUUGAAAUAAUAUUCAGUAAGAUUAUUAGCUUAAUUUGGUUUUUCCCCCCUUCGUAUUAUACCUAUAACUCAGUAUCAUGCUGGUGUAAUACACAAAAUUCUGGUCAACUGAUUAACCUUGUAAUCGGAGACUCUUCCAUAUCAGUCAUGAAAACGUGCAUGGGCAUUGACGAAUAAUGCAUGGUUUUUAAUUUUUAUUAUCAUACGAUUCAUACUACUACUAUUAUUAUUUGUUAAUGGCAGUAAUUUGGUUCUUUUAAUUUGAUUAAUUACGAUGAUCAGAUUAAACAAGUUGAUUAUGGGUGAUGGCAGGCACAAAAGCAGGCACUUGCAGAGCAGCUGAAACUGACGCCAAGACAAGUUGAAGUCUGGUUUCAGAACAGAAGGGCCAGGUAAUUAAUUUCGUUUAUAUUU